Molecule: messenger RNA, 2799 nt
Organism: Anopheles merus
Lineage: Eukaryota; Metazoa; Arthropoda; Insecta; Diptera; Culicidae
Exons: 7
Coding region: 626-2044 (472 amino acids)
Source: RefSeq, a predicted model, not a curated record
GCGGCCAGUACGGACCUACCGACCGGAGUAGCUCGGGGAAAACUCCCCUCCCGAAGACACACGCGUGUACGUGAAGUGUACUAUUAACGCGAUCGGCAAUUGUAGCUGUUGGUGGUUUAGUGGCGGUGUUAGUUCCAAAAAAAAAAGCAUAAACAGUUCACAAAACAUAAAAACAAUAAAAUACUAAAAUUUUCCCCAUUUCACGAAAAACGCGUGUCAAACAAAAAAAAAGGUGGGAAGCAAAAGGAAUUUGUCACGCAACCUCCCGUUCGACAACGGUUGGAAAAAUUGUCCCCAUUUGCAGUGUGUACGAGAGUGUGUGUGCACGCGCGCGCGCGGUCGAUUGCAAUUGCCAGUUGUCGUUCGGGUUGAGCUGCUGCCGUUGAUGAGUGUGUGCUGUGAAGAAGUUGCUGGAGCUUACCCCCCGGUGCAGUGAUUACGGCGCGUACAACAGCAGGUGGAAGGCAGAUCAGUGUACCCAGCCCCAGUGACUGCUUGGACGUCCGGUCAAGCAGAGAUUUGAAUGACGAGCAGUGCACGAUAAGGUUGCACGGUUGCACGGUUUCCUGCAGCAGCAGCAACACCACUGCACACCCCCCUAUAACGGAUCGCCUGUACUGACCCAAUGCUGACAACGAAAGCCAAAAUGAAGCUACUAAAAUCGAGUCUGGUCGAGUGCAGCAGUGGUCACCUGGUGGCAGUGCUCUUUACUGUGCUAUUGCCGUUGGUUCGGGCACAGGAUUAUGAUGUGACGGACAUACAGUGCUCGUUCGCCUCGCAAGGCUCCAACCUGGGCGACAUUAUAACGGCAAAGCUGAAGAAACCGAUCGGCUUCAAGGGGGCGCCCCUGUUCGCGGACGACCGGGCCGUGAAUCCGGAAGCCGAUUUUGCCUGCUCCAUCAAGCAAGAUCGUAAAGACGUGAGCGAGCUGGCGUACGAUCUGAAGAUUACCGAUUUCUCACGGUGCGGUGUGCUGAAACGAAAUGGGUUCGUGCACGUCCGUAUCUGGUUCCCGCAGUUUCCAUCGGUGGUAAUGCAAUCCGAUCAGGAACUGAUCAUCAUGUGUAAGCCGCCGGAACCGACCGUUAUCCAGAACAAGGCUGCCGGGUUCGCGGGAAGUUUCCCGCACGGUGCACGCGUUUCGGGCGUGGUAGAGGAAACACCGGGCCGACUGGAGUACGAGGUCGCGCUGUACAAGGAGGCGCCGCCGAUCGCUCGCAUCAGCGGCAAUCUGGCUGGGUUGAAGAACCAUUCGGCCACCUCGCUGCCGGCGGUGACCAACAACGAAGUUCCGGUCGACCAGGCCGUCCCGAUCGGUACGAAGCUGCAGCUGCGGGCCCGCAUCAGCUCCCAGAGCGUGUGGAAGUACGUGAAGCUGAUGGAGGUAACGGUUUCGCCCGAUCCGGACGAUCCGCACGCGCAAGGAUCGGUUUCGCUGGUGCGGGACGGUUGCCGGAACCGGGACUUUGCGUCGAUCAUACCGCACCAGCCGGCCCGGUACCGCGACAAGCCGAACGAGGUGUUUCUGGACUUUGAAGCGUUCCUGCUGAGCUCGAUGAAGGAGCGGAGCACGCUGUGGAUCCAUUCGCAGAUUAAGGCGUGCAUGGACGCGAUGGACUGUCAGCCGGACUUUUGUCUGGAUAUGUACGAACCGUCCAAGAGUGAGUGUUUGAUGAAGAACUCAGCUUUGAAGAAGAUGGGGUGUACUAAACUCCGCAAAAAAACAUCAACGUUGAUCUGUUUUGUAGGACUUGGCAGAAGACGGCGCGAUGAGCAGUCCCGGAACCGUACCGAGUACACCAAGUUUAAGGAAAACAUUGAAUAUACGGUCAUAAUGCCGGGAGAGUACGAUGAUGCGCUGCGCUACCAGCAGAACCCGGAGCAGUGCAAGAAUUUUGUUGUCAUUUCGGGCCUUCUAGCGGCACUGCUGGCUCUUUCCACCGUGAUAACAUGUGGACUGGCAUCGCGCAUGCAAGGCAGCGGCAAGAAGAGCAUCGAUGAGCUAAACGCGAAGGGUUACUCCGGGCGGGCGAUUGUCCAGUAAUUUGCGGCAAGCAUUUUCACUUAAGACACACUUUCACGAAUGCUUCUGUCGCGCAUCUGGAGGACUAACAAAAAAACCACUCGUUACGCACGGUAUGGGACGUCACCAAACGAAAGCUUAAUCAAAGACACGAAUGGAACUCGAGUUGCAAUAUUUAGUAUGAUUACUUCCUUUAGUUUUUGUUUGUCUGUGUUUUUCGCUUCCUCUUCCAACCUUAGCGUUACUUUUGCAAAGUAGUUUUUAGCAUUAUAGAGAGUAGGUGCAGUAGCUGCAUUUCUACUAAAAGAAAGAAAAAAAAAGACAGCACUUGCGAGUAGUUGUUAAUCGAUCGAUUGAUUAAGCCUGAUUUUUAAAAGAACAUUCCUUCACUACACACGGCGGUGAGCAACAAAGAAACUCCGUCCCGUUUUGGGGUGCUUUUGCUUUUUAAAGGUUAGGCUUACCAACGGAACAUCGAACAAAGUAAUUAGUAGUAUUACGACAAACUUAGACUGCAUUUCACGAAUAGUAUUAGAACCGUUUUAUACUACCGAUUAGAGCGAGCUGGUGAGGAGUAUUUAUUAUGCAUUUAAGCGCGCUGAUGUGACACGGAUGAUUUAGUUCUAUUGAAUCAUCCCUUGCAGCGAUACAGGUCGACCGCAAUUGGUUUAAGCUGACGUUUUUGAGCUGCAUGAGAGGCAAAUUGGGCUCUUAGAGGGAAACCGGUAACGAAUCCCUGAAUGAAUCUGUUUUAUGCUAGAAAUAAAAUAAAAACU